Saprolegnia parasitica CBS 223.65 is the source of this 704-nucleotide messenger RNA. RefSeq lists its product as hypothetical. NCBI's taxonomy places the organism in Eukaryota, Oomycota, Saprolegniomycetes, Saprolegniales, Saprolegniaceae. Bases 21 to 635 code for a protein of 204 amino acids. The record is from RefSeq and is a predicted model, not a curated record. The transcript has a single exon.
CGGACAUUUGCGUCGGGCGCAUGACAUCCCAGCACUCGCUUCGCACCAAGGUCGAGUUCCAGCGCCAAGGCAGCUCGCUCGACACGACACCGAGCGACGACGACGACCCGAUGACCGACGACUUGAAGCCACGGAGGGCGGUCGGGCGACCGUCCAAGAAACCCGUUAUCGCCCACGGGCUCUGGAGCUUGGAAGAGCACGAGCGCUUCCUCGUCGGCAUCCAGCUGUACCCGGAAGGGCCAUGGAAGGCCGUCGCCGACAUCAUCCAAACCCGCAACGCCAAGCAAGCGCAAACGCACAUGCAGAAAUGCAAAGAGAAGAUCCUCCGGCAUCGGCGGCGGCGCGACGAAGUGCUUCGCGGCGUCAUCCUCGACGACCAACAUGCCGAGAACGAUGUGAUUCGCUUGGCGGCCGCGGCGGCGACGGCCAACCCUGUUUUGUUGCGGCGGUCCAAGCACGCCGACAACCUGCGCUUGGCGUCCGUGGAGCCCAUUCCGCUCGACUCGCCGGCCGCCGCCGUCCUCAGCAGCACGCAGCCGCUCGAUGGCCACAAGAUCACGUGGACCGAGGCGCUCGACUACUUUUGGACAUUUGUCUCGGCCGCCGACGACACCGAGGAGCGCUUUUUUGCGUGACUUGGCGCCACGUUUUAAUAGGUUUGAUAGGUUAUAUAGGUUGAAUGGAAGGUGUGGAUUGCGUUAAAG